Hirsutella rhossiliensis is the source of this 381-nucleotide messenger RNA. RefSeq lists its product as uncharacterized. The coding region runs from base 1 to 381 and encodes 126 amino acids. The record is from RefSeq and is a predicted model, not a curated record. The transcript has a single exon. NCBI's taxonomy places the organism in Eukaryota, Fungi, Ascomycota, Sordariomycetes, Hypocreales, Ophiocordycipitaceae.
AUGAGUUCGUCCAGAACAAACGGAUUGCCCGCGAGCCGGGCCCAUCUAUACCAGGAGUUCACGGAGCGCUUCGAGCGGGCCCGCACCGAGAAGGACGGACUCCUGCGCUACAUGUCUCAGCUGUCGGGGCAAAUCAGCCAAACCGACCGCGUUCUCGCCGAGAAGGAGCGCAGCCGGGCCGCCAUUGCGUUUCGCCGCCCCAGAACCAGUGGCAGUCAAGAACAUAUUAAUGUGCUGGAGCAAGAAAUCAGAAGUCUCAGUGUCGCCGUCAGGCGAUUGGAGGAGAGCAGGGACCUCGCUGGGCGCGCGAUUCGCAUCGCCGAAGCAGAGAUGGUGGCGGCAAGAACAAAGCUCGACGAGGAGCUGGCCAGAUUGGAAUGA